AUGCCCAUUGCAGAGAAACCAAGCCUUGAUGGUGGGCAGAGUUUCAUCACAAAGGCUAGUCCGUGUAGGACGCGCCUUUGCACUUUUGGUGCCCCUCCAACUAUAAAAAUCCAGACAGUUGGUCACAAUGUCAAACCCCCACUCUCUCUUAUAGAUAAGACUCCCUCUAUAAAUAUCUCUCUCUGUCUCUGUGUUUGUAUGGCAGCCAAAUCCCCAGAAUCAAGCCUCAUGGUGAACCGUCAUAUCGAUCUGUGCUUUGAUCUCGACCUGGCUAUAACAGCAGUGGAUGAUACGAGUGAGAUCUCAAAAUCAACCUCCAUGGUAUCCACCAUGCCGACGGUUACUGCAGUGGACGCCUGCACGGUCUGCAGGGAAGGCUUUCAAUCAGGUGAGGGUGGUAAGCAACUUCCCUGUGGCCAUUUCUACCAUGCCGGUUGUAUAGCUUCAUGGCUCUCCCUCCGCAACUCCUGUCCGCUGUGCCGGUGCAGCGUCCCCGGCGAAGACUGA
Messenger RNA from Vitis vinifera (wine grape), 507 nucleotides. RefSeq lists its product as uncharacterized. The transcript has a single exon. NCBI's taxonomy places the organism in Eukaryota, Viridiplantae, Streptophyta, Magnoliopsida, Vitales, Vitaceae. The record is from RefSeq and is a predicted model, not a curated record. Gene Ontology annotation, biological process: ubiquitin-dependent protein catabolic process. Gene Ontology annotation, molecular function: ubiquitin protein ligase activity. Bases 1 to 507 code for a protein of 168 amino acids.